Equus caballus (horse) is the source of this 3603-nucleotide messenger RNA. RefSeq names its product cyclic nucleotide gated channel subunit alpha 3 (gene CNGA3). Gene Ontology annotation, cellular component: plasma membrane; intracellular cyclic nucleotide activated cation channel complex. NCBI's taxonomy places the organism in Eukaryota, Metazoa, Chordata, Mammalia, Perissodactyla, Equidae. Gene Ontology annotation, biological process: monoatomic cation transmembrane transport. The record is from RefSeq and is a predicted model, not a curated record. Gene Ontology annotation, molecular function: protein-containing complex binding; intracellularly cGMP-activated cation channel activity; cGMP binding.
ACUUUGUGGCUGAAUGUGACAAAUCAAGAAGAUGGCCAAGAUUAACACCCAGUACUCCCACCCCUCCCCAGCCCACUCUGCGGUAAGCACCACGGACAGAGAUCUUGAUCACGUUGAAAAUGGCCUCAGCAGGACCCACUCGCCAUGCCAGGAGACAUCGUCAGAACUGCAGCAAGGGAUCGCCAUGGAGACCAGAGGACUGGCUGAACCCAGAACACGCUCCUCCACUGGCCACGGGCCUGCCAGGUUGUCGCACCUUAUCAUCUCGCUGCGCGCCUGGGCCUCCAGGCACUUACACCGCCAAGACGGGAGACCUGACUCUUUUCUGGAGCGUUUUGGUGGAGCCGAGCUCAAGGAGGUGUCCAGUAGAGAAAGCAAUGCCCAGUCCAACGUGAGCAGCCAGGAGCCACGGAACAGAGGGAGAAGAAAGAAGAAGGAACCCAUUGUGGUGGACCCCUCCAGCAACGUGUACUACCACUGGCUGACUGCCAUUGCCCUGCCCGUCUUCUAUAACUGGUGUCUGCUCGUGUGCAGGGCCUGUUUUGAUGAGCUUCAGUCUGACCACCUGAUGCUGUGGCUGGUCCUGGACUACUCAGCAGAUGUCCUGUAUGGCUUGGAUGUGCUGGUGAGAGCCCGGACAGGCUUCCUCGAGCAGGGCUUGAUGGUCAAGGACACCAAGAGGCUGUGGAAGCAUUACACAAAGACCUUGCAAUUCAAGCUGGACAUGUUGUCCCUGGUCCCCACGGACCUGGCUUAUUUUAAGCUCGGCAUGAACUACCCAGAACUGAGGUUCAACCGCCUACUGAAGUUUGCCCGGCUCUUUGAAUUCUUUGACCGCACGGAGACGAGGACCAACUACCCCAAUGUGUUCAGGAUUGGGAACUUGGUCUUGUAUAUCCUCAUCAUCAUCCAUUGGAAUGCCUGCAUCUACUUUGCCAUUUCCAAGUUUAUUGGUUUCGGGACAGAUUCCUGGGUUUAUCCAAACAUUUCAAAACCUGAGAAUGCACGGCUCUCCAGGAAGUACAUUUACAGUCUCUAUUGGUCCACCUUGACCCUGACCACCAUCGGUGAGACCCCACCCCCUGUGAAAGAUGAGGAGUAUCUCUUUGUGGUCGUAGACUUCCUGGUAGGUGUCCUGAUUUUUGCUACCAUUGUGGGCAAUGUGGGCUCCAUGAUCUCAAACAUGAAUGCUUCACGGGCCGAGUUCCAGGCCAAGAUUGACUCCAUCAAGCAGUACAUGCAGUUCCGCAAGGUGACCAAGGACUUGGAGACACGGGUUAUCCGGUGGUUUGACUACCUGUGGGCCAACAGGAAGACAGUGGAUGAGAAAGAGGUGCUCAAGAGCCUCCCAGACAAGCUGAAGGCCGAGAUCGCCAUCAAUGUGCACCUGGACACUCUGAAGAAAGUCCGCAUCUUCCAGGACUGCGAGGCGGGGCUGCUGGUGGAACUGGUGCUGAAGCUGCGACCCACAGUGUUCAGCCCUGGGGAUUAUAUCUGCAAGAAGGGGGACAUUGGGAGGGAGAUGUACAUCAUCAAGGAGGGCAAGCUGGCUGUGGUGGCCGACGAUGGGAUCACACAGUUCGUGGUCCUCAGUGAUGGGAGUUACUUUGGGGAGAUCAGCAUCUUAAACAUCAAGGGGAGCAAAUCAGGGAACCGCAGGACGGCCAACAUCAGGAGCAUUGGUUACUCAGACCUGUUCUGCCUUUCCAAGGAUGAUCUGAUGGAAGCUCUCACUGAAUACCCUGAUGCCAAGAAGGCCCUGGAGGAGAAGGGACGACAGAUCCUGAUGAAGGACAACCUGAUUGACGAGGAACUGGCCAAGGCCGGGGUGGACCCCAAGGACAUCGAGGAGAAGGUGGAGCACCUGGAGUCCUCCCUGGACAUCCUGCAGACCAGGUUUGCACGGCUCCUGGCCGAGUACAACUCCACCCAGAUGAGAGUGAAGCAGCGUCUCAGCCAGCUGGAAAGCCAGGUGAAGAUCUGUGGGACAGAUGUCCCAUCCGAUGGGGAAGCUCCUGGGGAUGCUACAAAAACAGAGGCCAAAUAACAGUGACAAUGCAGAUGUCUGUCUUCUGUCUCCCACGGUCCUGUCAGUGGGAUGCUCUGUGGCCGCAGGUAGACGACACGGGACGUGGCCAGGGUUGAUUUCCAGCUCUCCUUACCCUUUGCAAGCUGUGUGGCCUUGGGAGAGAGGCUCAGUUUCCUCAUCUGAAAACAGGACUCAUUACCAGCUAGGUGCCAGGCUGUUGUGAGGUCCACAUGAAACACUGAGUGACACAGGGCUUCUUAAAGUAUGAGGUGUCCCCAACCCAAACAUAGGAAAGGGUGUGCACAGAACUCUUAUUUUUUUAUGCACGAGGAUUUCUUAGACUUUUGGACUUCAUUUUCUUGUAAAUGGAAUAUUGUAGUCACCCUCCGCCUCCCACACGUCACCCCACCUCCUCUGAUAAGGGAGACAUAUCAGAAGCUGACAAUACAACGUCGUCACUCAAAUUCAACCUUACAUGAGACAGUUUGGAGCAUCUUUCUGAAUCUGGUAUCUCCCCAGGUGCUCUUUAGGACCCCAGAAACUCUGGCCUUUGGUCGUUCUGUGACAAGUACAAGGGAUAAAGCGAGGCCACCCCAUUUGAGGUCACGCCACGUCUGUGGAGCAAAUCCAGACUCCCUGCCCUCCAGCCCCUGUGAAGCCAGAGUGUGUUUCACGGAAAAGAGCAUCUCGGUUAGGAAAGAGACCCCUCCUUCUCAUCGGCCAAAGAGAUUCGGAGACAGCCUGUCUCCCGGUCCAGGGACGGGGCCUCUGGGGCGGCCUGUUCUGGCUGCGGCAAGAGAGCUGUGCUCCAGGUGAGCCCUUCAGGUUGGAGGUUGGAAUGGGGUCCUAAGCCAAAUAAAGCUGACGACCAGAACUUUUAGAAGACGAGACUCUUAGGCUGUGUCUUUGCAAACUGCCCCUCCACCCCCACAGAGGAAGCCCCACCCUCCCUUGGAAUUACAUCCCCAGACGAAGCUCUUAGCUAGCCAGAAGCGUGCAGAGUACAGAAACUAGCUUUCUUUUUUGUAACCCAGUAAAUAGAAUUCCAUUAGCAUUUUAUAAGACAUUUAUAUAUUCAGGUUCUAUGAUUGUGAAUUAUGACCUCAAUGGUCUAUCCUUUGCUUAAAUACACACUGUAAAUUACCCAAAAAUGAAUCAUUUUCCUGAUGCAGAGAAGCCAUAUGUGCAGGGUUUCCCCUUCUCUUCUCUUCAAUCUCUCUCCUUCCUUCCUUCCCUUCUUUUCCUCCUCCUCUUCCUCUUUCUUUUUCUUUUCUCUCCUUCUGGGACAAAAUGGCCGGCUUUGCUCCAGCAGCUUUGAAGUCUCUGUGGUCUGAUGUCAUGAUCCAUGUAACCGGGCCCUAGUAUAGUUCAUGUGAAAGAUGCUGCACUUUCAAGCAUGUGUUUUGGGUUCAUAUGAAUCUCUUCUGGUUUUUAUUAUGGAUCAUUGGGCCAUUUUAAUUUUUUUAAGUGAAUUUAAGAGGUCUCUUAAAGGAAGGUGUGAUCCAAGCUCAUAUCAACUGCAAAAUGUAACUAGUGAUGUAUUCUCAAAAUGCACAUAUUUUAAAAGCCUUAAC